This is a messenger RNA of Chinchilla lanigera (long-tailed chinchilla), 2253 nucleotides long. RefSeq names its product ADP-ribosylation factor interacting protein 1 (gene Arfip1). Gene Ontology annotation, biological process: intracellular protein transport; regulation of Arp2/3 complex-mediated actin nucleation. Gene Ontology annotation, molecular function: protein domain specific binding; phospholipid binding. Bases 275 to 1480 code for a protein of 401 amino acids. Gene Ontology annotation, cellular component: trans-Golgi network membrane. The transcript is spliced from 10 exons. Lineage: Eukaryota; Metazoa; Chordata; Mammalia; Rodentia; Chinchillidae. The record is from RefSeq and is a predicted model, not a curated record.
UCUCCCUACUUCCGGCUUCGCUGCUCCGGGUGCUGGCUCUGGAGGCCGGGUUGAGAGGUCGCGGGUCGGAGGGUCCCCGCCGCUUGGGCAGUGUGCGCUUGUGACAGCUGUCGCUGCUCCCCGUCCCCAGGAUCCGAGGCGCGUCGGGGAAGGUGAAGGAAGAACAAGUCCGGGUCGCGUUUCUGCUCCCUGCUCGCCAGGUCGGGGCGAUUCCAGAGAGCGGCGGCAGGGCUCGGCCUCGAUUUGGGAGCUGCCGGGUUCCCCGCAGACAGGUAUGUCUGACUGCAGCAAUGGUACAGCUCUUGGUGCAUCUAAACCCGCCACAGAAGAAAUCAAGUCUAAUUCUGAGGAGUCUGCCAUGGCUCAAGAGUCUCCCAGAAAUUCAGCAGCAGAAAUUCCAGUGACCAGUAAUGGAGAAGUGGAUGACACUCAUGAACAUGGCUUUAAUAGGGACUUGAAGCGUUCAUUGCCAUCCGGACUUGGUCUCUCAGAAACUCAGAUUACGUCUCACGGCUUUGACGGUACCAAAGAGGGCGUUAUUGAAGCAGGAGCAUAUCAAGGUUCCCCAGAACCACCUUUGCCAUCUGUUAUGUCUCCUAGCAGGGUUGCAGCUAGUCGACUGGCUCCACAAGGAAGUGAUUUAAUUGUUCCUGCAGGUGGCCAGAAAACACAAACAAAAAGUGGACCAGUUAUUCUAGCAGAUGAAAUUAAAAAUCCUGCAAUGGAAAAGUUAGAACUUGUUAGAAAAUGGAGUCUGAACACAUAUAAGUGUACUCGACAAAUUAUCUCUGAGAAGCUAGGCCGUGGCUCAAGAACUGUGGACCUUGAACUUGAAGCCCAGAUUGAUAUAUUAAGAGAUAAUAAGAAAAAAUAUGAAAAUAUCCUCAGACUGGCUCAGACACUGUCAACCCAGCUUUUCCAGAUGGUGCACACUCAGAGGCAGCUUGGAGAUGCGUUUGCUGACCUGAGUUUGAAAUCUCUAGAACUCCAUGAAGAAUUUGGCUAUAACGCAGAUACCCAGAAACUGCUUGCAAAAAACGGAGAGACUCUUCUUGGAGCCAUUAAUUUUUUUAUUGCUAGUGUGAACACGUUGGUGAAUAAAACAAUUGAAGAUACAUUAAUGACUGUGAAACAGUAUGAAACUGCCAGGAUUGAAUAUGAUGCAUAUCGCACUGAUUUGGAAGAGUUGAAUCUUGGACCACGUGACGCAAACACUUUGCCAAAAAUUGAGCAGUCCCAACAUCUGUUCCAAGCACAUAAGGAAAAAUAUGAUAAAAUGCGCAAUGAUGUUUCCAUCAAAUUGAAAUUUCUGGAAGAAAAUAAGGUUAAAGUGUUGCACAAUCAGCUGGUCCUUUUCCACAACGCCAUCGCUGCCUACUUUGCUGGGAAUCAGAAGCAGCUCGAACAGACCCUUAAACAGUUCCAUAUCAAAUUGAAAACCCCGGGAGUGGAUGCCCCAUCUUGGCUUGAAGAACAGUAAAAUCUCACCUGGAAAGAAAAGAAAGCUAUACCGUUAUAUUUCUAAACAAACCUAACAAGAGUUAAAUGGAGAGGGGGAAGCGGUGAGGGGCAACAACCAUUGCAGUGAAUCUUUCACAAACAGCUUUAAUUUUUCCCUUUUUCACACCUUUACAAUUGAACUGUUCAAUUUGAUAGGAAGGUGAGUGGCUUAAAUAUAAACAUUAUUUCUAUAAUUUGAACACAAUAAUUUUCCUUCUUGAGAAAUCCUUUUGUAUUGUGAGAGUUGAUGGCUAUUUCUGUAGUUUGAAAAUAUCUAAUAUAGAUUUGCACUGACAAGAUAAAAAUUAAAGGUUUUUGGUCCUAGAAAUGAGGGCCAGCUGUAACUUUUCCAAAGGGAGGUUUAUGUGAUUUGUAUGAACAUCAGAUAUUUUAUAUAUGAAUAUAUUAAACAUCUUUAUGAGAGUCAUUUUCAUGUAUUAAAAAAAAGAAACUAUUUUGCAGAGUAAAUUAUAUGGGUCCUGCAGCACCCGCAGAGAUGGCAGUGCUAAUGAAUCAUUGGCCCAUGGGGUUGUGGCAGAUACCUUUUUAAAAAUGAAUCUGUACCAUUGUGAUUUUGUGUAGGUUUUUUUAAGACACAGGAAUUACGUGGACAUUUCUGUGAGGCAUUUAAACUUGUGAAUUUGUAUUACCCAAGUCAUUGGACAGUAACAUUAGCAAUUUUUUUUAGAUUUAUAAUGAAACCUACUUUUUUUGUGUGUGUGUCUUUUUUUUUUGAGACAGGGUCUCGCUAUG